CGAUUGAUUGCUGGUUUCCUUUUCCUCGCCACACCGGGUUGCAGAAACAGCGCAGAUAUGGCUCUUCACGUACCUAAGGCACCGGGCUUUGCCCAAAUGUUAAAGGAUGGCGCUAAGCAUUACUCUGGACUUGAAGAGGCAGUCUUCAGAAAUAUCCAAGCCUGUAAAGAACUUGCCCAGACCACACGCACAGCCUAUGGUCCAAAUGGUAUGAAUAAAAUGGUCAUCAACCACUUGGAAAAACUCUUUGUCACAAAUGAUGCAGCCACUAUUCUGCGAGAAUUGGAGCUCACACGAUCUAAGAAAUCCAACUCUGACACGCGGCCACGCUCGGCCAUUAGGGAUGGCCCCAUACACUCCAAGUCAUCCGACUAG
Polyodon spathula (Mississippi paddlefish) is the source of this 375-nucleotide messenger RNA. Its product is annotated as T-complex protein 1 subunit theta-like. Gene Ontology annotation, biological process: protein folding. The coding region runs from base 58 to 375 and encodes 105 amino acids. The record is from RefSeq and is a predicted model, not a curated record. The transcript has 4 exons. Gene Ontology annotation, cellular component: chaperonin-containing T-complex. Lineage: Eukaryota; Metazoa; Chordata; Actinopteri; Acipenseriformes; Polyodontidae. Gene Ontology annotation, molecular function: ATP hydrolysis activity; ATP-dependent protein folding chaperone; ATP binding.